Messenger RNA from Caenorhabditis remanei, 1422 nucleotides. RefSeq lists its product as uncharacterized. The record is from RefSeq and is a predicted model, not a curated record. The transcript is spliced from 7 exons. Lineage: Eukaryota; Metazoa; Nematoda; Chromadorea; Rhabditida; Rhabditidae. The coding region runs from base 1 to 1422 and encodes 473 amino acids.
AUGAUUCCGUUACUUUUAUUAUGUGCAUUUUCAACAAUUAGGGUGUACGGAUUUGGGGCACCUGGAAUAGUGCCGCCUGAAAGUUUCAUAGCAGAACGGUGGUAUCCUUCUAACCUGCCUACUGUCAUGCCACCAUGGAAGUUGGCUGGAGUUGACAUUUCGAAUUUCCGAACUGCGAGACCACAUCAGUCUCCUGGAACCAACACUAUCACUACUACACCAGUUGCUCCUACGGCUUCCUUGCCAAUGCCACCUGGAACUUCAUCCCCUGCAUUAGCAUCUGCUGAAGUUUCAAAUAACGGACCACAUCCUCCAGCACCACCACCAGGGUCAUCUUCCGCUGAGGCAUCUGGCUUACCAUCUAGUGUGGAACAAGAUGAUGAUACUUCUGCUCAGAACUCAACAGCUCCGUCGAGCACGGAGGAGCUCAUGACACUUGGCGUUACUGCUACCAAUAUUCAAACUGAGAAGCCUGAAAAAGGAGUUUUAAAAAUUCUCUCUCCAGUUUUUGAGGAUAUCACUAAAACUGAUAAUAUCAGUGAUUCUGAAGAGAUCCUUCGUGUAAAUUCGGAGAAAUCCAUGGAAGGCAGCGGUGACAAUGAACCAGAGUUGAUGACCACGCUAGAAACAACGACAACUACCUCAUCUAAGAAAUCAUCUGAAGAAACGACGGUGUCAUUUACCACCCCGACGACUACAACAAUGACUUCUGAAUCAUCAACAACUGAGAAACCCGUAACUGAACCAAUGACGACGUCUUCUACAACUUCUACUACUACUACACUUUCUACUAUAACCUCAUCAUCCACAUCAGCAACAAAAGAUAUUCAGGAUGAAGUGACGACCACCACUACAAUGACAACCAAAUUGGAAAUCACAAACACGACGACGGCAAAAUUGCAUCCAACAAAAGAAUGCAAGGACAUUCUCUUCUUGUUGGACUCAAGCGGAAACGUGGUGCAGCAGUACGAAAAACAAAAGAAGUAUAUCGAGGAAAUUGUUCAUCAAUUGGAAGCGGAACAUCCUCGUCGAAUGGCCUUGAUCACAUUCGCCGGCAGAACACGGCAGAAGAUUGUUGUUCCGCUACCGGAGGAACCAAAUGGAAUCAAAUUCGUUGAGAAAUUGAGAAAAGCAAGAUUCCUGCGAGGUGUGACUGCGGCUGGAGCAGCUAUCUCCGUUACAACUCAAUACGUGCUCCAAAAAUCCAGACACGUCCAAGUAGUAGUUGUGACUGACGGAUUCUCAUUUGAUGACGUUGACAGACAAUCCGAAGCACUGCGCGCUGUUGUUGGAAUGGAGACCUACGCUACAGGAAGAUACUUCCCAGUUGUUAGAAAUGUGUUGCUCUCGAUUGGCGGAGCAGAUGAUCAUGUUUUCUUUGACAAGAAAGAGUCGCGUCUCGUUGAUGCACUGCAGUGUUAA